UUUUCCGCAGAUACCACAGCUUGCAGUGACACUUGAUGAGAAACCUUCCCUGAUGAAAGGACAUUCAUUCUCCGAACCCAACGAGAACGAAGAGAAGGAUUACAGAGUGACAUCAAACAAAACUGACAACUCAUCAGAAGAUGACGAUGGCCAACCUGCUGCAUUUAGACGCAAUACAAAAGUGUAUUAUUUGCCAGAGAAAUCAGAUUAUAAGGCUCAGUUCUUCUGUCUUAAUUCAAAUUUUACACCUGAUCUAAAAUGCAUCACUCCAACAAAAGAAAUUAAACUUGACUCGACAAAGUUUUUGUUUAAAGGUUUGAAAACUUACACUUACCCACGUGCAAAAGAAACAAAAACAGCAACAAAACAGACAGAAAAAAAGAACAAAGGAAAGCAGAAACCAUUCUUAACUGCUUCUACCCUUUUGCAAUAUUUUCCAAAGACGUCCACGGAAGCAAUAUUACUGCCAUCACUUAACCGAAAACUAUUAAUUCUAAACAAAAAUACCUAAAACAACAAAAUUUUAUUACGUCUUAUUUUUUGCUUUAUUUAUAUUUGUAUUUUGGGGGUUUAUUUUGUGUUUUCAAAAAUUUCCUUUCCGGGACUUUUCGG
Messenger RNA from Octopus sinensis (East Asian common octopus), 612 nucleotides. RefSeq lists its product as uncharacterized. NCBI's taxonomy places the organism in Eukaryota, Metazoa, Mollusca, Cephalopoda, Octopoda, Octopodidae. Bases 53 to 511 code for a protein of 152 amino acids. The record is from RefSeq and is a predicted model, not a curated record. The transcript is spliced from 2 exons.